GCAGACCACCCCAGCGUCCUCCGCAGCUCAGCAUGUGGGCCAUCCUGCUGCUCGCCUGCCUGGCGUCGCCGGCGCCGGCCGCCGCCGCCGCGCCGCUCGAGAUCGGCCUCCAGUGCGCCGAUGUCGUCUGCGCCGGAAACGCCACCUGCAUCAUCAAAGUCAGCAACGGCGAGCCCGUCUGCCUCGGUCGGACGAAGAAAGGCACAUGUCCGUUCACCCAGCUGGCCAGCUGCAACGAGAUCCAGAUGAUGUGUAUGGAGGAUGACGACUGUCCGGGCCGCAAGAUCUGCUGCCAGAGCGACUGCGACCGCGUCUGCAUGGAGCCAGGCGAAGACUUGCCGAAGCCAGGCCACUGCCCGUCCCGCUUCGCGUUCGGGCCGUGUGUGCACGAGUGCAGCGAGGACGGCGAGUGCCCAGGCAGUACCAAGUGCUGCAGCACCGGCUGCGGCCGCAUCUGCUCCUCACCCUACCUGGCCAAGGCCGGCUCAUGCAGUGUUCCCUCGGGCGGCGGCGGCAGCUGCGCCAUCGAGUGCAGCAUUGACGAUGAGUGCAGCGGCGACCUCAAGUGCUGCUCCUCUGGCUGCGGCCGCUCCUGCCAGCCGCCCGCCGGCAACCACAUCUGCCCCAGCGGCACCAGCUUCUUCAACAAGUGCAACCUGUGCACGUGUGGCAGCCCACGCGAGCCCGUCGACUGCGAGAAGAAGGCCUGCGCGCGAGAGAAGCCCGGCUACUGCCCAGCUCUGUAUCUGCACGCCGCUAUCAAGAGCGAGGGAUGCGGCACCAGGUGCUAUGAUGACGAGGAGUGUUCCGGAGAAUCCAAGUGCUGCGACAUCGCAGGCUGCUGGCCAGAUCUGCACGCCCACAGCGAAAGAGAGGCCGGGAAUCUGCCCGGUGGCGGAGGGCAACGACCCGUGCGGCGAGUGGUGCGAGCAGGACGCCGACUGCCCCGGCUCCGGCAAGUGCUGCCGCACCGGCUGCGGCAAGAUCUGCAAGCCAGCUGACGACCCGGGCUUCUGCCCUGCCCAGCUAGAGACGCCCCAUUGCUUCUUCCGCGACGACCAGUGCAUCGGCAACAAGGACUGCCCCGGCAAUGAGAAGUGCUGCGACUCGCCCUGCGGCAGGAAGUGCUCCACACC
Messenger RNA from Pollicipes pollicipes, 1136 nucleotides. Its product is annotated as WAP four-disulfide core domain protein 3. Gene Ontology annotation, molecular function: serine-type endopeptidase inhibitor activity. Gene Ontology annotation, biological process: innate immune response; antibacterial humoral response. Lineage: Eukaryota; Metazoa; Arthropoda; Thecostraca; Pollicipedomorpha; Pollicipedidae. The record is from RefSeq and is a predicted model, not a curated record. The transcript is spliced from 7 exons. Bases 33 to 1001 code for a protein of 322 amino acids. Gene Ontology annotation, cellular component: extracellular region.